AUGUUCAAAUUGUCUUUACUGAGAAAGAUCACUGCUAUUGUACGCAGUAUAUGCAACCUCAACUCAUCAACCUCUCCUCACACACUGGACUCGAAGAACCAAUACGUACUCGCCCUCUCGCCAGAAUAUGUACGACCCAUGAAAGAUAUCAGAGCCGCGGUGGAUGAAAAAGCCCAAUGGCGACACAGCGAACUCCUCCUCCUCAACAAGGUCAAAUGUCUAGAAACUCUCAAGACCUUGGACAUCAUGUUUGCAGAUUCCAUCGCUGAAUUACAACUCGUGGGUCACCACUUAAUGAUCCAACACGACAAGAUCACCAACGGCGGUACGGUAGAUCCACAAAGUAUGCACUUCCUAGACGAAAGAAGAGAUCACCCACCUUCAGUGUUGCUAGCAGCCAACCACGCCAGAAGACUCACCAAAAGAACCUACUCAAGCAGAUUCAAUAUGACCGAGGACCAAACCAGAGUUCUCGAUAUCUCUGAUUGCGCAAGUCGUAUGCUGGAAGCCAGUUCCGAGUUUCUUGAUUUGCAAGCUAGAUGUCGCGAAUUGAUUGCCUUGGUGCGAGCAGAGAACCGUAAGGAUGCUUGGAACAACUUGUCAGCUUGUAUUGCGGAAGCUCGUUUUGCUCGCUGGCAAGACGCUUAG
Molecule: messenger RNA, 648 nt
Organism: Aureobasidium melanogenum CBS 110374
Lineage: Eukaryota; Fungi; Ascomycota; Dothideomycetes; Dothideales; Saccotheciaceae
Exons: 4
Coding region: 1-648 (215 amino acids)
Source: RefSeq, a predicted model, not a curated record